AUGCUGGCCGAAAACACAUACGACGCGCUGCGGGAUGCGAUAUGGACGGACGACGUGGAACUUCUUCACCACCACAUGCGAUCUGGACGUGUUGAUGUCAACCACACGGACUCGGCGGGGCAAACGUUGCUGCAUCUGGCAGCGUUUUGGGGCCGCACGGAAAUGGUCCGCGUGCUCAUUUCGUUGGGGGGCAGUAUGAAGGCAAAGAACGCAACAGGAUGCACUGCACUAGACUUGGCGAUUCAUUGGGGCCAUUCAGCCACGGCAGAGGUCAUCCGACUUCGAGGAGGCACGAGCGUAUGGGAGGAAAAGAUGGGGUUGCUCCAGAUGCAGGUCGAGGACCUUACAACGUCCCUUGCCGACGUUGAGCGGCAAAAUCGAGACAAGGAGGCGAGUCUAGCUCAUCUUCGCGCCGAGAUUGUCGAGUUGCAUGCGCAUUGGGCUGAGGCCGUCGACACGUGCAACGCGCAAAUGUCCGAGCGCGACAAGGUCACGAACUUUGCCGCCAACUUGGAGAAAGCUGUUUCUCAACUGCAUCACGACGUUGAAAGUCUGAAGAAAGACUUGUACGACAGUCAAAUGGAAGGGUAUCGACUGGACAGGGCGCGAGAACAAGCAGAGCUGGAGCGUGAUGCCGCCGUAGAACAGCGCGGCCACGCUAUCCAAAGCCAGAACGCGGCGCUGGACGUCGUCUCGCAGCGAACCAAGGACUGGCAGGCGGCCGAACGCGCGGCCGUGAUCAUGGAAACUCAACGCAACCAGGCGUUCCGCGAGCGAGAUCAUAUUCAGCGCCGAUUGACAGCAGCAACGGUCGAGCUCGAAUUGCAAACCGAGCGGCUUGCGUACGCCCAGGCGGAGCAUCAGCGCAUUGAAGAAGAAGCUGCUGACUUUUUGCACGCAAAGCGCCAAGAAGAUAUCCGACUCAAGAGAGCAGCGAGAGCGCUGGAAGAGUUUUCCGCCGACAAGAAAGCUGCAGCUUUGGAGGCGGCCAGAGCGUUUAGCCAGCAGCAAGCGAACCGUCGACGUCAACUCGGUAUGGCACCGGCACGCGAGGACCGCCAUCGCCAACGCGCGCAGACCGCUGCCGCCGUAGAAACCCAACAGCAUCAGCAUGACUUGGCAUCGUUCGAGGCGGAGUUCGUCCACACAAUCAAGGCGUUUACGGAAGGAAGGGAAGCCAAGUGGACUCGAAUGAAGGCGCUCGAUCAACAGAGUCGAUUUGCAGCCGACCGUGCCGCGCUGCGCCCGUUAGCGCAGUUAAAGGUCCCAACAUCGCACUCGCGUGAGUCGACUCUCUCCAUUAUCGUGGCAACCUCACACCGUCGUCCACCUCCGUAG
Molecule: messenger RNA, 1338 nt
Organism: Aphanomyces invadans
Lineage: Eukaryota; Oomycota; Saprolegniomycetes; Saprolegniales; Verrucalvaceae
Exons: 7
Coding region: 1-1338 (445 amino acids)
Molecular function (GO): protein binding
Source: RefSeq, a predicted model, not a curated record